AUGAUAUUCUUCCCUUCAGGCUGGCUGCUUCUAGCGGCGCAAGUCUUUUUGUUUGCUUCUGACGUCACCGCUGCUGCUGCUGCCGCCCCUGCUGAUGGAGCAGCAUCAGAUUACCAUGAACAGCUCACGCUGCGGCCGCUACCCGUGUCGUCACUCCUGGCGAGCUUCAACUUCCAGGCCAACACGACGAUAUCCGAUUUCGAGUCGCAAAAUUUCCGACUGUUUCCCCGGUCGCUGGCCCAGAUCCUCCAGUACGCGGGCACGCGCGAGCUACACCUCCGGCUGACGCUGGGACGGUGGGACGCUGAGAACUGGGGCUCCAGGCCAUGGGACGGGGCGCGCGAGGGCGGCACGGGCGUCGAGCUGUGGGCCUGGCUGGACGCCGAGACGGAUGAGCAAGCCCAGUCGCAGUGGAGGACCCUGGUCAACGCGCUUUCCGGCCUGUUCUGCGCCAGCCUCAACUUCAUCGACGAGACCAGGACGAUCAGGCCCGUCCUGUCCUUCCAGCCCGAGGGCGACCACUCGCCCGAGGCCCUGGCCAACUCGAGGCUUCUGCACGGCGUGCUGCCCCACGAGGUCGUGUGUACAGAGAAUCUCACGCCCUUUAUCAAGAUGCUCCCCUGCAAGGGAAAGGCUGGCAUCGCCAGUCUGCUCGACGGCCAUAAGCUCUUUGACGCAUCCUUCCAGAGUAUGGCCAUUGACGUCCGGCCCGUCUGUCCCGCCGGCCAGGACGACUGCCUCCUUCAGAUCGAGCAGACGCCCUACAACUCGGACGAGGCGUGCUUCCCCAUCGACCACCUCCAGAGCCCCGAGUGGACACUGGAGCAGAUCUUUGGCCGUCCCAUCAGGGGGACAUGCCCGCUCGCCGACCCGGGCAUGACGCCGGUGUGCGUGCAGGUGCCGCAGUCGCGCAACGUCUACUCGUCCAGCGGCGCGCAGCAGGUGAACGGGGCAGACGGGCAUUCGCGCUGCUACAAGCCCGAUCCCGAGGGCGACUUCACGCUGGUCAUGACCAAAGUGGACGCGGCGGCAGGAGUGCAGGAGGUGGUCGAGCCGCAGACGCCGCUCCUGUACGCGGAGCGCAGCUUCACCGGCUACGGCCAGGAGCACGGUGGCGUGCAGGCGAUCCUGACGAACCCGAGCGACACCGAGGUCGAGUUCGUGUACAUGGAGUCCCUGCCCUGGUUCAUGCGCAUCUACCUGCACACGCUGGCGACGUCGACGGGCACGACCAACUCGUCGUCCCCCUCGUCAUCCGUGCCGUCCCCGGAUAUCAUCCAGGAGAUCUACUACCGCCCGGCCCUGGACCGCGAGCGCGGCACCCAGCUCGAGCUCCUCCUGCGCAUCCCCGCCCGCCGCACUGUCUUCCUCACCUACGACUUUGAGAAGUCGGUCCUCCGGUACACUGAGUACCCGCCCGACGCCAACCGCGGCUUCGACGUCGCCGCCGCCGUCAUCACCACCCUCUCCCCCCGCGCCAUGAACCUCCGCACCACCAGCCUGCUACUCUACCUGCCCACCCCGGACUUCAGCAUGCCCUACAACGUCAUCAUCUUCACCUCGACGGCCGUCGCCCUCGCCUUUGGCGGCCUGUAUAACAUCCUUAUCAGGCGCUUCGUCGGUGCCGGAGAGGGCCCGCCUUCGCCCCUCAAGGCCAAGGCUGCCGUCAUCAUGAACAAGAUCAAGGGUCUGCUGAGGAAGAAGAGCGCCACUACCAAGGUAGAUCAUGGUUCCGACACCAAGUGA
This is a messenger RNA of Geosmithia morbida, 1746 nucleotides long. Its product is annotated as GPI-anchor transamidase subunit T. Gene Ontology annotation, cellular component: GPI-anchor transamidase complex. The transcript has 2 exons. Lineage: Eukaryota; Fungi; Ascomycota; Sordariomycetes; Hypocreales; Bionectriaceae. The record is from RefSeq and is a predicted model, not a curated record. Bases 1 to 1746 code for a protein of 581 amino acids. Gene Ontology annotation, biological process: attachment of GPI anchor to protein.